CUCCUCCAAUCCUUCACACCUCUGCUAUUUAGCCACAUUUGUUUGUUCUUUUUUCUUCUCUCAAAACCUUUUAUGUCUCCUCACUACUUUAGUUAUUCAAUUUGUAUCAUGUUUGACGAAUCUGAAUUUCGUUUCGGACCUAAAGGGUAGAAGAAUGUUGAAACACUUGUAGCUGAAACCCCUUCUCGGUAAUGUGAAGUGUAUGAUACUGUUUUCUGCUCAGCUAUCUGGUAGCCAAAAUGAUCAUAAUGUACAUGAAAGUGAACAGUCAGCUGCUAUUUCUUUCAUCCCAUUUAAAACGAAGAAAACAGGGUAUCUUGUUGUAAGGUGCUAAUCUGAAACAUCUAGCAAAUCGAGCCUUUUCUAUGGUGUCCAUAAGCCCAAAGAGGACGUAUUGAGAACUUGUAUGGUACCUUGCAAAUGGCAGAAUUUGCAGCCAUUCCACCUCAUGUCAAGCUGCAAGUUCGUGGCACUCUCUUAGAAGAGUGGUCUUGUCUGCCAAAAAUUCCUUAUAACCCCGCCAAAAGGGUCUUUCCUAGUGGAAGUAAAAAAGUUAGUACGCUGUCUUCCUGCAGAACCAUUGCACCUCAAAAUAAAAUCCUCAAUGGAAGUCCAAGAUGGAAGACUACCAGGUGCUAUUGCUCGAAUGCCCUAGCCAAUGUUGGUGCUGUAGCUGCAGCUGCAACUACUUCAGACUGGGUCCCGUUCAUUGAUCAAGUCCUACUUUUGGCAAGUAUUAGCCUUACGUAUAUGGCUGGAGUAGUUCCUCAGGAGAAAUCUCCAUUUAAUACUCAAACAAGUGUGCCACCUUUUGACGUGGUCCCUGAAAACUCUUCCUCCUCGGGUAGUUCAGCGACAAAUGAUGAUGAGGUUUGGUUGCAGUUUGCCUGGGAUGUUGUAAGAGGCAAGCUAAUGGAUUCAUUAUCUACUCUUAGUGAUGGGGUAAAUCCUAGUGAUAACAGUGGGAAAUUUGAACUAAACCCUGCAACACAGCCUUCAAGCUUAUAUGCUGUUACUGAAGGUCCUAGAAUAAGACUUCUCUGGAGAUCAUUUCAGUGGCUUAAAAAAGAGGUGACCAAUAUUUCUGUGAACGCUGCUGAAAAGUCUGGAAAGGAAUUUUUGGCUGUCUUUGCUGAAACUUUUCAAAAAUGCUGCCGCCCUCUAUUCAUGGCAUGGCUUGAAGAGGAGAUUCGCCUCAUCUCGAGAAAACCUGACAAAGACCUUCUUUCUUUGGCCGAAAGUAAGCUGAAUAGAUAUGACAGCAUAUUUCAAAAUAUCAGAAAGUCAGGCAAGGAGGAUCUAUAUGCAGAAUUGGUAUAUGCCCUUAAAUUUGGUUCUUCCAGGAAAGGUGGCUACUAUAACUCUACCUUGUUCAUCCACCAUGGAGUAGCCAUAUUAGAAGAUUUGCUGAUCACAUUAGCAGAUGGCAUUGCAAGCAUGUACUUGGAGCUUAUAUCUGUGGAUAGUAGCUUGUCCAAUGAAAUGAACAAUCUUGGUUUGAGCUUGUGUAACCUCUCGACCAGAUCACUUCAGAGAUUACGCAAUGAGGUGGCAAUGCAUCAAUGGUUGCAUCAAAACAUGGCUGCAGUGGCAUCUAUGUAUGAGGACCGAUUUGACCUUUGCAUACUUGAAAGUCAACCUAAUGAGUCCAGAGGCAAUGAGACUGAACUUUUUGGUUGGUUAAAGAAGAUUAGUUUUAUGAGAUCAGAUCCCGUAUCAUCUGCACUACGUUAUGUUACCAUCAAUAGCAUAUCUGUACCUGUUAAGAGGACCAAGGAACUGAGGGCCUUGGUUGGGUGGAGGUACUACUUCAGUCUCUUCCUUGAAUUGGCCGACAUCAGCAUGCCGAUUGUCAAGAAGCUUGUUGCAAAAGUCAGUGAUGCUAUCUCGUUCGUCCUUGUCUGCUUGAUAGGAAGGUCUCUAGGGCUAAUCUAUUCUGGAAUUAGGAACGCCUUACGACUAAAGUGAGGUAAAAAUAAGCAGGUUGCCUGUUAACAUCAUACGAUGUCCCUAAAUUCAUGAAAUUUUUUGAAGGCUCUUUGUAGAGAUAAUUGACUUUAGAUAUAAUUCAAGAGAAAAACUUGAACUCCUGCAGUUUAACUGUAUUUACAAUGGAACCUUCCUUUAUUUUGAAGAACAUAGAAGACUAUUUUGAAAA
This is a messenger RNA of Salvia splendens (bonfire salvia), 2158 nucleotides long. RefSeq lists its product as uncharacterized. Bases 421 to 1968 code for a protein of 515 amino acids. The record is from RefSeq and is a predicted model, not a curated record. The transcript is spliced from 10 exons. Lineage: Eukaryota; Viridiplantae; Streptophyta; Magnoliopsida; Lamiales; Lamiaceae.